Aspergillus homomorphus CBS 101889 is the source of this 2865-nucleotide messenger RNA. RefSeq names its product protein GbpA (gene GbpA). Bases 1 to 2865 code for a protein of 954 amino acids. The record is from RefSeq and is a predicted model, not a curated record. Gene Ontology annotation, molecular function: ATP binding; ATP hydrolysis activity. NCBI's taxonomy places the organism in Eukaryota, Fungi, Ascomycota, Eurotiomycetes, Eurotiales, Aspergillaceae. The transcript is spliced from 4 exons.
AUGGACUGCGCAAUGACUCGCCCAGCGGCGACAUCUCGUUUUCCUUUUUUCCCAUUUUCGCUGUGGUCAAAGAAGCCACAGCAGUCAGUAUCGACGCAACCACAGACACAAUCUCCCCAACGAACAAAGACGCGACCGCAGCUUCAGAUUCAAACCACGACACCAACACAAACUCAGCUUCCGCCCUCUCCCCCGGAAACACCCGUCAUUGUCGAACAUCCCCAGCAAACCCUCGAGGAGCUGGCAGAACGCGACCACCAGGAUCGGGAGACGGCGCGACAGGAGGCUCUUGAUGAGCUGGACAGUCUCGUCGGUCAUGAGAACGUCAAGCGCCAGUUGCGUGGUGUGCAGACUUGGGUGCAGAUAUGCCGGCGACACGGUCGCGACCCCAAGAAUGAGUGGUACAAUAUGGCCUGUGUAGGAAAUCCAGGCACUGGUAAAACCACUGUUGCGCGCAUAUACGCCAAGAUGCUAUAUGCCUUGGGUAUUUGUGACUCGCAGACCAUCUGCGAAACCAGUGGCAUUGAUCUAGCCGACCAAGGCCCAGACAAUUUCAAACAGAUGAUCGACCGGGUCGCCCAUACAAAUUCACCAGUUCACACAGCAGGUGUUCUCAUCGUCGACCAGCCGCACAUGCUGCGAGAGACUCUCUCAUCCCAUGCAACGGAGCAGGUCAUUGCGAGUGUGUUGCAGGCCUUGGAGCGCAAAACUGGGCGCAUAGUAGUGAUCUUCUCUGGCGAGGAGACGCCACUAACAGCUUUUCUGCGCGAUCAUCCGCGCCUACAGCAACGCAUCUGCAGCACAUUGCGAUUCUAUGACUUUGACCGUAACGACCUCGCUCAACUUCUCGCCCGUCGCAUUGUAAUUGAAUAUCAGGGUCGCAUGCAGGUUGAAGGCGGGCUCGAGGGUCCUUACAUUCAAGCUGCCGCUCGACGGUUGGCGCGCGGGCGCGCCGUGUCGGGCUUUACGAACGCCCACGCUGUACGCGAGCUGGUCAAAACGGUUGCACAGCGCCAGUCUCACUGCCUGGCUGGCCAGCAAGACAGUGGCAUGGAUGAGGUAGAUUAUUUCUUCUUCUCCAAGGACGACCUGCUUGGGCCAAGACCGGAGCAGACACGCGCCUCCAGCGACGCAUUGGCGGCCAUGAACAAACUUGUCGGGCAGGAUUCCCUGCAAGCGUCCGUUGCUGAAAUUUUCGAUCUCGCUGAGGAGAAUUACUAUCGCGAGAUUCGCAAUCAGCGUCGUCUGCCUCUCAGAUUGAACCGCGUGUUCGCCGGGCCACCAGGAACCGGCAAGAGCACGGCGGUGCGAUUGUAUGCGCAGAUUUUGCUUGAGUUGGGCCUGUUGACGAACGGAGAGGUCCGAGUUAAACCGUGGUCGGCUCUAUCGAAGCUCGACCCAGACAGCAUCCGUGAUCUUGUCGAGAGCAACAAUGGUAAUGUUCUCGUCAUCGAUAUCGACUCCGAUCGUCAGGACUCCUUCCAGAGCCAGACUGUGCUGGACAUGACUGGCCUGGAAGUUCUGUGGACACCGCGGGACAAUCAUUGUACCGUCGUCGUCGGCACGCACGAUGCGGUCAGUCACGUCCUUCAUCAGACAGGGACGCACUCCCGCCUAAACCGUGACCUGGACAACCAAUUGGUUCGCUUUGCUCCUCUUACGCGCGACCACAUCGAGGAGCUCUUCCACAGUAAGCUCCGAGAGCGGGACUUGGACGUCACCCCUGACGCCUUUCAAGCUGCCUUGGACAUGCUUGAUACGGCUCGCAUGCGCCAGGAUUUUGACCAUGCUCGUGCCGUCGAGCACCUUCUGGUUGCGGCGCAGUAUCACUUUGAGCGCCGGGCCUGCGUCGGCGCGAAGGGCGAGUCGGUUCCUCGGAUCCUUGAGGGGAGAGACUUCAACCCCGAGCUGGUCGGUGGAACACCCGCGUUGGGUUUCCGUGAGGAACUGCGCCACUCGAUCGUCCCAGACGACAUAAUCUCUGUCUUGAAGCGUUAUCAUCAUGAGAUGAAGAUCGCUUGGAUGCAAGGGCUGAGCCCGGGCCAGCGGAUGCCUCGCGCAUUUGUGUUCAAGGGAGCAUCUGGAACUGGGAAGAAACGUGUUGCCCGCGAGCUUGGCACUCUCUAUUACAAGAUGGGGGUGUUGUCUCAUGGGGAACUAGUCCCCUGUUCGAUUGUCGACCUGCUAGCCCCGCAUAUGUAUCCCACAGCGAUUCGCGCGAGGGCGCAACUCGACCGUAGCCGCGGUCGGGUUCUGUUCAUCGAAGACGCGCAUCGCCUGGGCGAGACCGAGGGCCCUACCAAACAUGCGGUGGAUGAGCUCGUCUACCAACUUCCUCGGUAUCUGGAUCAGACCGUGGUGAUUCUGGCGGGACCAGCCCAAGAGAUGGACCAGAUGCUUGCCAAUCGACCCCUUCUUGCUGCCUUGUUUCAAGAGGAGAUUAUUUUCCGGAACCCAACUCCCAGGGAAUGUCUGCGACUGCUAGAUCGGCGGUUGAUGGAGCAAAAGAUCCCCGGGCCGCGACUUUUCCUGACCGACCCUCGUACUCCGAGCCACCGCGAGUUCACUCGGGCCGUCCAGAUUCUGUCCAUGUUCCCGUGUUGGAGCAACGCGCGAGAUAUCGAGGUACUGGCCCGAUGGAUGGUGGCUGCGUGUGUCAAGGACCUGUCCUUGGAGGACAUCGGGGAUAAGGAGCUGGGCAAGCUCCAGUUGAGUGAGGAGCAGGCGAUGGGGGCCAUGGUCAAGCUGUUCAGCUUGAAGAGGGAUCGGCUUCGGUUCAAUCAGGACCCCAAAGCCAGAGCCUUGCCUCGGGUUCUAUCGCAGCCUCGCUGCACUGAUCGGACAGGAGUGAAGUUUCCUGUCUAG